UACUUAAGUUACGUGCAUAUGUACUGAAUACAUACAUAAAUCUUUAUGUGUGCCAAAAAGUCAGAAUAAGUCAUUUACAUAUUCAUUUCCUCAAUCUUGUGUAAUUUAAUCACCCUCAAAAUUUUGUCUUACAAUGAAUUUAAACUUGUUUUUUCGAAAUAAAACUUUCCUAAAAAUUUUCUCAGUCUUCUCCGCGUACUUUGUUCUGCUUCCUUUCAUCAUCCUGGUCGUGGUACCACUUUACAUUUACAAAAGAAUCGUCAUAUAUCUCUCCAAGGGAAGAAAAAACUACGCCCCGUUAAGUGUGGACGAUUGCAUUCACAUUGUUGACGAUAUACACGGCCGACCAAGUGGUUCAAUUUCGGGUGUAGUCUGUUUAAAAAGUGGUCAUUCUUUCGAUGAUUUGGUGGCCCGAGUAGAACGAGUAAUUGCCAAGAGUCCGAAAUUAACUUGUACAAUUACUCGAUGGAUGUCCGUCUACUUUUGGAAAAGAUGCGAAGAUUUUCAAAUUUUUAAUCAUGUCUCCCGUAAUGAAGAAUCUGAUCCGGAAAAACUCACCCAACUGGUGAACAAUCUAAGCGAGAAGGAUUAUCCGGUGGGAAAACCACUCUGGGAAAUUAUAUCCCUGCCAAAUUAUGUCCACGCAGAGAGCGGAACAUCUUCCGCCAUUGUUCUCAGAGUGCAUCACAUCCUCGGCGAUGGUUUAGCCUUACUUUCCAUAAUACGCGAUGUGUGCGACAAGGAUCCCGCUGCCGAUGAGGAAGUUGAAAAACUGUUGAAAUCAAUCAGGAAAAAAUUGAGUUUAAAUUUCUGGAAAAAAAUCAGCUACUUUUUGCAGAUAGUAUUUAUCACGCCGUGGGAAGUCGUGUACUGGUGGGUGUGUGGGUUUAGUUCGCAAAGCAUCCCGCGAAAUUCAAAACAGGGUCGGAACUGUGACUAUGAUAGGAAGAUAAAUGUGGCGACUUGGAUUGAUCUAACGUUGUUGAAACGCAUCUCUAAGAAAAUUGGGGCUAAUGUGACGUCCGUGAUUCACGCCGGCGUGGCGGGCGCGGUUCGAAGGAUUGUUCUAGAGAGGGGCGGUGAUCCUACGGGAGAUAUUGCGGGUGUCUACAUCCUUCCCAAACUGAACCAUCCAGGAACUUUGUCGAACAAUGUGUUUGGCGUGCCUCUGGUCUCCCCGAUGUCACGAGAAGACAGGUUUCAACGAGUCGCCCGGAUUUCUAAAACAUUUGACCACAUGUUCUACUCCUCCCUGCCAAUAGGAAUGAUGACACUUUUCAACGUAUUCGGAUUAUUGCUUGGCUUCUUCGGACAGACGAGAAUUACGCCAAAUACCUGCACUUACAUACACUCGAAUUUUGCCUACUUCGGCGAGCCGAUGAAAAUUUUUGGAAAUACGUUGGAAAGGUGGAUCACAGUACCGGGGCUGCAACGCAACGGAAAUCCUCUCCUUGUAAUCACUACGAGUUAUAAUGGAAAAUUAGGGCUACAACUGAUCGGAGAUAAGAGAAUUUUUCCAGAUGAGGAUAGUUUAAUGCGGAUCGCGAAUUAUGUUGAGGAUGAGUUUAAAUCUUUGGAUAUAGAAAAGCUUUAUAAUUGACAUCGCCAUGUUUUGCCUUGUUUCCAUUUUAUUACUUAAAUAAUUUGUCAUUUAUCAAUUACUUAUUGAAAUAAUUACCUAUACCAAUACAAAUUAACGAGUUUGAAAUUCCGGUUUCUCUUCUGAAUAAAGCGUACCAAAGUAUUAAGUUCGCAUAAAAUA
Folsomia candida is the source of this 1762-nucleotide messenger RNA. RefSeq lists its product as uncharacterized. Gene Ontology annotation, cellular component: plasma membrane. The transcript is spliced from 3 exons. Gene Ontology annotation, biological process: triglyceride biosynthetic process. Gene Ontology annotation, molecular function: diacylglycerol O-acyltransferase activity; long-chain-alcohol O-fatty-acyltransferase activity. Lineage: Eukaryota; Metazoa; Arthropoda; Collembola; Entomobryomorpha; Isotomidae. The coding region runs from base 134 to 1600 and encodes 488 amino acids. The record is from RefSeq and is a predicted model, not a curated record.